AUCAGAAAAAGGUUGUUGGAAGUCGUCGUUUUCUUCCGCAGAAUACUGAAAUGGAAGUCAAACUAUAUUUCUGUGGAUAUUCUGAAAUUCUCUUCAUUUGAGCGGAUAUGGAGUCAACAAGUACUGUAGACCGUGCUGGUGCUCCGUCGGCGGUGGUGGUGGCUGUGGCCGUGAAGGGUGGUGGUAAUACUGGAGGAAUUGGCGGCAAAGGCAGUAGAAGAGCUGUACGAUGGGCAGUGGAGAAUCUGUUUCAGAAAGCCGAUCGUUUCAUCCUAAUUCACGUUAUUCCGAACAUCACUUCGAUCCCUACUCCAUCAGGAAAUCACAUCCCUAUUGACGAACUGGAUGCUAAUGUAGUGGCCAUGUAUGUAGAAGACAUGAAAUCACAGAUCGAAGAACUAUUUAUACCAUUCAAGAAACUAUGCAAAGGCAAAAAGAUAGAAACAAUGGUGGUGGAAGGGGAUAAUCCUGCAUCAGGGCUUGUAGAGUAUGCAUCCAUGUCAGGGAUCAAUAGUUUGGUUCUUGGUUCUUGCUCAUCCAAUUGGCUCACAAGGAAACUAUAUGGAGAAGAAGUACCCUUGGAUGUUCUAAAACAAGCUCCAAAAACAUGCAAUAUAUACAUUGUAUCUAGACAUGGACUCAUUUCCAAUUCAGACAGCAGUUCCAGCCAUCAACUGUCUUGUGGCAUGAAUAAACUAUGGUGUUCCCUUUGUUCUUCUUCUAAUGAAUUCAAAAUCAAAAGUAGUACACUUGAAACAUCAUCUGUGGCAUCAAACCAUGAGAAAGUUUCAAUAAUGUCUGCUACUGAUGAAAGGGGUAGUUCCCGAAGAACAUUUGGUGAUGUGAUUUUGCAAAAUGGAAGUUCUGUGUCUUCAACAUUUUCAGAUAAGUCAAACUUGCAUGCUGAAGUUGAAAAACUCCGACUCGAGUUAAGACAUGCUGUAAACCUGUACAAUCAAGCUUGUGAUGAACUGGUUCACACCCAAAACAAGGUCCAAAUGCUUUCAUUUGAUAGCAAAGAAGAUGCCAAUAGAAUUCAUUCUUCAGUACAACGUGGAGAGAAAUUCCGGAAAAUUGCAGCUGAAGAGAAAGAAAAACAUCUGGAAGCAAUUAAAGAAGUUGAAAUUGCAAGAAACAUGUUAGCAAUAGAGGCUUACGAAAGAGAAAUAGCAGAAAUAAAAGCCAUGAAGGAAUCCUCCGAGAAACAACAGAUUGUUGAAGCAUUAUUUAAUAACAAUGACAAACGUUACAGAAGAUACACAAUCAACGAGAUUGAAUUAGCAACAGAUUCCUUCUCAAAAUCAAAAGUUGUAGGUGAAGGAGCCUAUGGUAAAGUCUACAAAUGUAAUAUAGACCAUACCACUGUAGCCAUUAAAGUUCUUUGGUCAGAUACAUCCGAAAAGAAACGCGAGUUCCUAAAAGAGAUUGAGGUUCUAAGUCAACUAAGCCAUCCACAUAUACUACAACUUCUCGGAGCAUGUCCCGAAAGAGGCUGCUUACUAUACGAAUACAUGGAAAACGGAAGCCUCGAAGACCACAUCUACCAAAAAACCACCAAACACCAUCUUCCAUGGUCCACGCGUUUUCGUGUACUAUUUGAAGUUGCAUGUGCGCUAGCAUUUUUACAUAACUCAAAACCCGACCCUAUAGUACACCGUGAUUUAAAACCGGGAAACAUUUUACUUGACCGAAAUUUCGUGAGCAAAAUUGGCGAUGUAGGAAUGGCAAAACUUAUUACGGAUAUGGUACCGGAUAAUGUCACGGAGUAUAAAGAUUCGAUUCUUGCGGGGACCAUGUAUUAUAUUGAUCCGGAGUAUCAUAGAACGGGUACGGUUCGACCUAAAUCGGAUUUAUAUGCUUUUGGGAUUAUAAUCUUGCAGUUGUUGACUUUGCUUAACCCGAAGGGGAUUAUUGAGAAAGUUGAGUUGGCGGUUUCUCGUGGGAAUUUGGUUGAUGUGUUGGAUGAUUCGAUAAGUGAUUGGCCAUUAAUGGAAGCGGAAGAAUUGGCUUUGUUAGGUCUUAAGUGUUGUAGUCCUAGAUGUAGGGAUAGACCGGAUCUUGAUACGGAGAUACUUCCGGUUUUGAAGAAGCUUUGUGAAGUUGGUGAUACUAGUAGGAAGGUUGGGGGAAACAACAAUGAUGUUCCUAGUCAUUUCUAUUGUCCAAUCGUCCAGGAAGUCAUGAAUGAUCCUCAUAUUGCUGCUGAUGGUUUUACAUACGAACAUAGAGCUAUAAAGAUAUGGCUUGAAAGACAAAACGAAUCACCAGUCACAAAGCGUCGCCUAAAACACAAAACAUUAACUCCCAACCACACAUUGCGCUCAGCCAUACAAGACUGGAGAUUACUUUCAACAGCCUCAAACUCAAAAAAUUCAGCAUGA
Messenger RNA from Lactuca virosa, 2381 nucleotides. NCBI's taxonomy places the organism in Eukaryota, Viridiplantae, Streptophyta, Magnoliopsida, Asterales, Asteraceae. The record is from the annotation of a GenBank genome assembly.